CUGGGGUGUAUGGCCUCUAGUUUCCAAGUUCUUCCUGCCCGUGCUGUUCAGCCCCCACCGCAGCUAUAGACAAAUGACCUAAGUCGUCAGACCUGCAUCCCCACCCUCCGACCAGGGCUGGGAAAAUGAAUCUAACUGGUGUUCUCAGAGCCCUGAGCCUGGGCGGAGCAGGGCAGCAGCUGCUUGAAUUCCAAGGUUUCACACCUGCCUCCUCCACCUCCCUACCCCCACCCGAAGGUUCUAGAACAAAGGUGCUUUGUGUUUUGUACAGAUUGCUUCUACCUCAUCACUGGGUCCUCAGGUCUUAGGCCUCCUGGAAGAGGGAAGGUGUGUGGGGAUAAGAAGCGGGCUCUGCCCCAAAGUGGUCACUCAGUGUGACACCUAAGGCUCUAUAGCAGUGGGCAUGUCCCCAGAGGUACUUCCUGCCUUCCCUGUGCACCGUCCUCUAGAUGCACAGAGAAAACAGCAAUUCAUGGAAGGUCCUUCUCCUUCAGUCUCCAAAAGAUCUGGGCUUUCAGAGACUGCGGAUGUCACUGCAUACGCAGUCCAGCUCUGGCCUCCAAGCUUUCUACCUUGAACUAAUGCAAACACGAAAGACAAGAUCUGGACAAAACAAAACCCACCCCUCUUAGGCGGUAGGUGCAUGAGUGCAUGGCUGUAAUUCCGGCACUGGGGAGGAUGGGGCAGGAGGAUGGCCAGUUUGAGGCCAGCCCCGGUUACAAUAUAAGUUAAAGGUUAGCCAGGCUUUAGGGUUAAGACCCUGUUUCAAACAAAACAAAGCACAAUAUGGGACUGGAAAGAGGCCACAGCCUUGGACAAGUGCUUCCUUGAGUUCGGAUCCCCAGCCCUCAGGUAAAAAGCCCCAGGUGAAGUGGUUUGCUUCCGUUCCCAACCGCGUGUGGGAGGGGUGGGGUGGAGCAAGGAAACAGGAGGAUCCCCCCCCCAGCCCCAAGCUUACAGGACUGCAAGCCUAGCCAAUCAGUGAGCUCCGGGAUUCAGCGAGAGACCCUGUCGCAAAAAAUAAGGUGGAGAGGGAUAAAGUGAGACCUCUGCCCCAUGACAACUCGUACGAGCACGUACACAUACAUACAAACCAAACCAAAAACCUCAAAACAAAAACUGCUUAGUGGAAUAGGUCCCCUCUGCCACCCUCUCUCAGCGCAGAGAGAUACAAAAGGAAGCUUUGGCUAACCUGGAGCGCACAAGAACGCACAAAGGGUUAACACGAGUUGGCACUGGGUGGAGAGGCGGAGACGAGUUUUCAUUGGUGGAAAGUUAUCCAGGGAUGUGGUCUAAGAGUCUCCACACCCCACCUCCUUUCCGUACCCCCCCCCCCCCGACUUUUGUACCUAGUCUCGCCGGGACAGAGAAGCGGGCCGGGACCAGCCGGGCCAGAUCAGACUGGACCCCAGGGGCGAUGCGGCUGCUGCCCCUGCUGCGGACUGUCCUCUGGGCCGCGCUGCUCGGCUCGCGCCUGCGGGGGUGCUCCAGCCUCCGCCACCCUGUCUACUGGAACUCCUCUAACCCCAGGCUGCUUCGUGGAGAUGCUGUGGUGGAGCUGGGCCUCAACGAUUACCUAGACAUCUUCUGCCCACAUUAUGAAAGCCCAGGGCCGCCGGAGGGCCCUGAAACCUUUACUUUAUACAUGGUGGACUGGUCAGGCUACAAGGCCUGCAAGGCAGAGGGGGCAAGCGCCUUCCAGCGCUGGAAGUGCUCGCUGCCUUUUGCCCCUUUCGGCCCCGUUCGAUUCUCAGAAAAGAUCCAGCGUUUCACACCCUUCUCCCUGGGCUUCGAGUUCUUGCCUGGAGAGACAUACUACUACAUCUCGGUGCCAACCCCGGAGAGUUCUGGCCGGUGCUUGAGACUGCAGGUGUCUGUGUGCUGCAAGGGGAGCGGAUCCGAGUCAGCCCACCCUGUUGGGAGCCCUGGAGAAAGUGGCACAUCUGGGUGGCGCGGAGAGCAUGCCCCCAGCCCCCUGUCUCUCUUGCUGCUGCUGCUGCUCCCAAUACUUCGUCUCCUGCGAGUUCUGUGAGCCAAGUGUAUCUUCCCUGUCACCCCAAGGAACCAGAGCCCUUCCCAAGAUCCUCUGCUGAAGGGUUUUUGCCACCAUACCGGAGAUGCCGUGCCAGGCAGACACGAUGAAGCUUUGAUGUGCAAAGUCAGAGGAUCUGAGGUGACCCUCGUAGGUGACUGCCCCUUACCACAGGCUGAAGAGGAACUACAAGGGAGCUGCAGACUGUCCAGGGCCCCCUGGAGCAUCGCUGCUUUGAUGGUCUUGUCUCUUCCCCCAGAAGACUGGGAUUUGGUGAGAUCAAAUCCUUGAGCCACUGGGGGCCCAAAGCCAAAGACCUGUGAACAGGUGGGUUCCUGGCCAAGAGCGAGGGAGAAGCCAUGCUAUCUGUCCCCUCUAGGUGUCUUCCCAGGGGCAACUGUUGCCCUCCCAGGGGCCAUUUAUUUGUCUUCUGUGAAGACGGACUUGCCAUGAGGUUGAAUUUCAUGCUGGUUUGUAUUUUUUAUAAGUGUUUGGACCAAUAAAUCACCCAUUCUCAUGGGG
Alexandromys fortis (reed vole) is the source of this 2554-nucleotide messenger RNA. RefSeq names its product ephrin-A3. The coding region runs from base 1286 to 2032 and encodes 248 amino acids. NCBI's taxonomy places the organism in Eukaryota, Metazoa, Chordata, Mammalia, Rodentia, Cricetidae. The record is from RefSeq and is a predicted model, not a curated record. Gene Ontology annotation, biological process: ephrin receptor signaling pathway; axon guidance. Gene Ontology annotation, molecular function: ephrin receptor binding. Gene Ontology annotation, cellular component: plasma membrane. The transcript has 5 exons.